UUUUCCCGAUUAGCGCUGUCAAUUGCAGUGUUUGUUUUCGAGGUGGUGCAGAUGGUUUCACCGAAGUGGAUUCAAUGUUAAACAGUAGUGACGGUGCUUUCGUGGUUUUAAGAGAAAGUUUGAGGACGUAAAUGUUUCCGCGGUACUUUCGUGAGCUAGACAUUGAACGGUUGGCUGAAUAAGUCUAACAAGAAUUGGGCUUUAUACAGAUUCCUAUACUCUGUUAAUUCGCAAAAGAUUUUCUGCCGCUCGCUGCCUCUACGUAUCCUUGACAUGCACGACUGCGGCAGGUCAAGAGCGGAGACCGAAAAUUUGUUUUUAUCAGUAAUUCACGAAAAACUCGAGUUUCAACAAACGGCGAAGAAUAAUGAACUUAUCCAUUCAUACAGCACAGUACCAGAGAAGUUACUGAGUAUACACCAGGAAUUAGCUAAUAGGCUAUCAGAAUUACCAUUCUCGGCACCAAUCGAAUACAUUUAUAAUCCUGUGGACUACGCUUUUGAUGUCCAUGCUGAAUUUGUAAAUAAAUUCUGCCAAUCAGAAAAGCAAAUUUUAUUUCUUGGUAUGAAUCCUGGACCAUGGGGUAUGUCGCAAACUGGGGUACCAUUUGGUGAAGUGACGAUAGUGAGAGACUGGUUAGGUAUUAGUGGGGAAGUUAGAUGCCCGUCUAAACAAUGCCCUAAAAGACCUGUGCUGGGUUUCAGCUGUAAGAGAAGAGAACUUAGUGGUUGGAAGUUCUGGAACUUCUUCAAAAGCAUAUGUUUGAAUCCACACAGGUUCUUCAGACAUGCUUUUGUUUGUAAUUACUGUCCAUUGGCAUUUAUGACAGCAACAGGAAAGAAUGUAACGCCAGCAGAAAUGAAGAGUAGUGAUCGCAAGAUGAUAGCUUCCCUUUGUGAGAGAGCAUUCUGCAAAGUACUGGAUCUGUUACAUGUGGAUACAAUAAUUGCUGUUGGGAAGUAUGCUGAGAAGAGUGCUGCUUCUGUGACAAAAGCAAAUGGAUUGAACCACAUAAAGAUUGUUACUAUUCUACAUCCCAGCCCACGGAAUUCCAAUUCAAAAAACUGGGAAGAAGAAACUAAAGCACUAUUACAGAAAAAUGAUUUAAUGAAAUUUUUUUGUGAUGCUUGAAAUAUAUUAUACAGAACAGCA
Schistocerca piceifrons (Central American locust) is the source of this 1152-nucleotide messenger RNA. RefSeq names its product single-strand selective monofunctional uracil DNA glycosylase (gene Smug). The transcript has 4 exons. Gene Ontology annotation, biological process: base-excision repair. The record is from RefSeq and is a predicted model, not a curated record. Lineage: Eukaryota; Metazoa; Arthropoda; Insecta; Orthoptera; Acrididae. Bases 274 to 1131 code for a protein of 285 amino acids. Gene Ontology annotation, molecular function: single-strand selective uracil DNA N-glycosylase activity; oxidized pyrimidine nucleobase lesion DNA N-glycosylase activity.